AUGAAAAAUUUAUUUGAAAAUUUGAGCUGUUACACGUGUUUUCAUCAUCAAAAGAGAGUUCAAGUGAAGCACAUACAAGCCGACACAUAUAUGAUUAUGUGGAAUCUUGCAUUCAACAAGUUGGUCUCGAGCAUGUUGUUCAAGUUGUGACCGAUAAUGCCACGAAUAACAUGGGAGCGGCGAAGUUACUAAAAGAAAAAAGACUGACUAUUUUUUGGUCAUCGUGUGCGACACACACCAUUAACCUCAUGCUCGAAGGUAUUGGUGGACUUCCAAGGUUUAAGAAUGCCCUAGAUCAAGAAAAGAAACUAACCAUAUUCAUUUAUGCUCACACCAAAACCUUGGCUAUGAUGAGAAACUACACCAAGAAAAGGGAAAUUAUUCGAUCGGGAGUCACGAGAUUUGCUUCCGCCUUUCUAACAUUACAAAGCUUAUUUGAAAAAAAGGAGCAGCUAAAACAUAUGUUUUCUAGCACCGAAUGGGAGGAGUGUAAAUUUUCUGGUAUGCCUAAAGGAAGAGCCUCAUAUGGGACGGUGACAAGUCUCCAAUUUUGGGCUGGUGUGACACAAUGUUUAAAAGUGCUUUCCCCUUUGGUUAAAGUCAUCCGAAUGGUUGAUGCGGAUUGGAAGCCCUCAAUGGGUUUUGUUUACGAGGAUAUUAAAGUAGCAAAAGAAGAAAUUAUGAAAGCUUUGGGUGGUCAAGAGAAAGCUUACAAGUCUAUUAUAGAUAUCAUAACCAACAAGAUGAAAGAGAUGCAAAGACAAGUCGUGACUAUUGACUUGCCAAAGUACAAGGAAAAGGUUGAUAGAUUUGGAGUGGAGCUUGGAUAUAAAUCUUGUAUGGUGAACAAUGCCGACUUUGAUCCGGGUAAUUUGUUUCUACUUUUAUUUGCUUAUUUUAUAAAAUGCAAGAUGGUGGGGACUUUUUGGUGGCUCGACUCCUCAUUUAACAAAGAUUGCAAUGAAAUUCUUUCUUUAACUAGUAGUUCAUCGGGGUGUGAAAGGAAUUGGAGCACGUUUGAAGUGGUACAUACAAAGAAACGAAAUAGAUUGGAGACAAGUAGAUUGAACAAUCUUGUUAAUGUUCAAUUCAAUGCAAAUUUAACGGAAAAAAACAAAAAGAGAAAAAAUAGGACUUUGGAAGUGCUUUUAGCAAAUGAUUCUCACUCGGCUCAAGAAGGGAUUGUUGAUUGUAGUGAUCGUGAUGUAGAUGAAGUCGACCCCGAAUCAAAUAUGGAAUCGAUUGGUGAAGCUCUCGGGACUAAUGAUAAUCAAGUAUCCCAUCAAAAUUCAACAACUAGGGAACUUUUUGAUGAAGAUUUCGAGUCCGAGAGUGAGGAACAAGUGUUUGAAGAAGGUGAAUAUGAGUCGGAUGGAGUUCAAAUAUUAGAAGAAGUCGGAGGAGAUUAG
Messenger RNA from Lactuca saligna, 1409 nucleotides. NCBI's taxonomy places the organism in Eukaryota, Viridiplantae, Streptophyta, Magnoliopsida, Asterales, Asteraceae. The record is from the annotation of a GenBank genome assembly.